AUGAAAAAUAUUAAAUUUUCUUAAGAUUACACUACUGAUAGCUUGGGAAUUUCCAGAACAACAUUAUCAAAGACCCAAAUAUCUCUAAAUAAAGCUCUAAAUUUAAAAGAAUUACGUCAACCUUAAACAGACAGAACAGAGAGUAAUCAUCAAACUCCUCUUGCUCAUUUACCUGAAUUGAAGAUGAAACAAACCAAAUCUUAAAGGAAGAUAGGAUAACGCCUUACGAAAAAAUGUACUAGAUAAAGUGAUUUCUUUAACGUUUAUAAGGCUCCUGAAACCUUAUAGACUAAUUCUGAUACCCUCAAAAAAUAAUCUCGGAUCUACAAAAUGACCUAAUAUAUCAUUCAAUAAUAUAAUGAAGACCUUAAAGCCAUUAGAGAUAGCUAAGACUACGAUGAGGCUACUGCUGAUCUGAAAGUAUCAAGGUACUUAACAGAAGCAUGGCUAAGCAUAGAAUAACUUAUAUAAAAUUUAACUGGCUUACUAGCCUAUAAAUUUAAUAGAUAAGAGUGCGAAUAAUAAAUGAAAGAGAUACUACUCGAUUGUUUUAAAUAAAAGAACAUUUGCGUACAUCAACGAAUUCUUUACAUUUUUGGAAAAAUAGAAUAAUUAUUUUAUAACCCUAUAUAAGGAGCCAUUUAUUUCAAAAUCUGUAAAAGAUUGUCAGAUACUGAUGCUCAUUACAGUAAUAAAAUGAAGGCCUACAGAGGUUUGGGUGAAUGUCUACUGAGAAUCUAUCCAAAACUAAGUCAAUUGUACUUCACUAAAUAUUUGAUGGCAGCUUGGAAACUCAAACAAAAGAAUGAUGAAUUGCUUGCCUAUGAAUUGUUAGGAAAGUACUAUUUUUAUGUUGGAUAAAUCGAAAAAGCAAAACUUUUUCAUGAAAGAAUGAUUAAUGGCAAUUGUGAGGAUGAAAAUUCAAGAGUCCGAUUGCUAGCCUUGAGUCGAUUGGAAUAAGGGAGUCUAUCAAAUAAAAUAAACAAAGACCAUCUAAUUGUCGAUAUAGAAUAGGUAUCUUCUGAUGAUGAAUGCUAUGAAAUUGUAUUUCCUUAAAAGUCAGACAAUAUUCAGCAGAAAUAUUAUGUUGAAAAAUACUUUCAAAAGAAAAUACCAGACAUUAAGAUAAUUAAGGAUGAAGCAAACUUAAAUAUUCGAUAAACUGAAAGGAAAUACAAUUCUUAAUUUCUCGUUAAUGAAAAUUUUGAACCGUUCAGAGUCAUUGUUUCUAAUCCUCAUCAAAGCAUAGGUUCAAUUAAGGAUAAAGUUUUGAUGAGCCAUAUGACACCUAAUAGAAAAUUGGAAAUGUACUAAUACAUAGCUUUGGCCAGUGAUAAGACUGGGUUUAAUAACUCCCCAAGAUAUGAAGGCCUAUAUAAUAAGUAUGAAGGGAUCAAAUUUAAUAAAAUUAUAAACAGAACUAUUGAAUAAUUCAAUAAUAUCCAAUAAUGGAUAGUUUCUUAGGAAAAGACUCCUACCUUACCCUAACCACCAAUAAGACGAAAGGGCUACUUUUUAGUCUGA
Molecule: messenger RNA, 1524 nt
Organism: Paramecium tetraurelia
Lineage: Eukaryota; Ciliophora; Oligohymenophorea; Peniculida; Parameciidae
Exons: 2
Source: RefSeq, a predicted model, not a curated record